AGAGUCAAGUGCUGACUAGCCUGCCCCUGAGACACACUGGUCUUCGGAGCAGUAGAACUGACUGGGAACUCCAUGCGAGUUACUGGGCUGUGGGUAGGCUGUGUGUAUCCGGAGGAUUGCGGACAUCCACCCAUUAGCCCCUGUGAAAGAGAUGCUGGAGCAGCGUGGUGUGGUUUGGAGAGAGUGCAGCCUGCUAACACUGAGAACGUACAAGUUUGGUGGCUGUGGAAGCGUCAGAAGCCACAUUGCUGGUGUUUUAUAAUUUAUAACCGCCCUGCCUUGCAGCUGCAGCUCAGUGUCGAUGAGGUCUGUGUCUAACACAGAGACUUUGCUUUCUGUUCUAUUCUGGGCUACACCAUGGCAACUGCCUCAUCUCAGUCAUGGUUAGACGAGGAGCUGACCUGUUCUAUUUGCCUGCAGGUCUACACCGACCCAGUGACCCUGGCGUGCCAGCACAGUUACUGCCGUUCUUGCAUCGAGGAGUUUUCGCCCCAGAGCUGCCCGGAGUGCCGGGCCGAGCUGCCCGGCUUUAGGAGGCUGCACCUGGCCAAGGGCGCUGGAGAUUACCUGGCGGUGGGCCCAGCGGCAGCGGCGGCUCCGAACAGCGCGCUGUGCAGCUAUUGCAACCGCAGGCAGGCUGUGAAAACCUGCCUGAAGUGUGAAGCCUCCAUGUGCCCCAUUCACCUGAAACUGCACACGGCCAACAGGGUGUUCAAAACCCACCCCCUGGUGGAUACAUCGGCGGAUCUGUCCGUCUGGAGAUGUGCUGAACACGAGAGGCUCCUGGACAUUUACUGUAAAGAGGACAAGGUGUGCAUCUGCACCCUCUGCACCUUGAUAGGCAAACACAAGGGGCACAACUGUGGCAGCAUCAGCGAAGGGGAGCAGGAGCUCAGGGGCAACUUAGACCAUCAUCUGAAAAACAUCCAGCAAAAUGUUGCAUCCAUCCAGACAUCUCUCCGUGAUCUUCACACACAAAAGCUGAAUACUCAGAGCCUGAUAACAGAAACAAAGAGAGAAGUGAAAGAAAAGUAUGAUGCAUUGAGGAAACACAUUGAAAAUGAAGAGCAAGAUGUUUUCCAUUGUCUGGAUAAGGAACAGAGCCGCGUGACAGCAGCUAUUGACAGCCACAUUCAAAAGCUGGAAAAGGAAAUCAAAUUCUUUGAGAUGUGUCUGGUUAACCUCACAGACCUUUCACAGAAGAGGGAGAAACAUGCAUUUAUACAGGGAUUCAACACAAUGGUAACCAGGAUAAAGAAUGCAUCGGAGCAGUUAACGUCCUCUCAGCCUGGCCCUUGUCUGGAUAAAAUAAAACUGGAUAGAAUAAAAAACCAUACACAGAAAAACUUCGAGCUGGUUUCCCAGGUGAAGAGGGACAGAGAUCGUUUGAUUUCUCUCUAUGGACAAAAACUGAGCCUGGACCUCAACACAGCCCAUCCCCAGUUCAUCCUGUCUGAUGGAAACAAGACUCUGACUCUCUCACCGAAGAGGCAGUCUCUACCCAAGAAUACCGAGAGGUUUGACUGCUGCCAGCAGCUUUUAUGUGCCGAGGGAGUGAAAGCCGGCCGCUCCUACUGGGAGGUGGAGGUGCUGGGAGACAGCGGUGUGUGGAAAAUUGGCCUCUGUUACAGGAGCAUCAGCCGUAAGGGCAAAGGAACAGAGUGUUUACUGGGGAGGAACUGCAAUUCGUGGUGUCUGUACUCAUUGGUGGGCACUGUUUUAGCCCUUCAUGAUGACAAUGAUACGAAGCUAACAGUGGGAAACAUUUCCAGGGUGGGAGUGUAUGUAGACUUUGAGGCUGGGACCAUCUUGUUUUACAGUGUCUCUGACAGGAAGCUCACCCUGGUGCACACUUUCCAAGAGCAAAACUUCACCGAGGCUCUCUACCCUGCCCUGCAGAUUGGUGACUUCACCACAUCGCUGUCUCUAUGUACGCUGAAAUAAUUUCCAAUCUGUGAUUGGUACAACACAUUCAGGAGGCCAUUCAGCCCAUUGUGCCUGAGCUGGCUCUCUGAAAGUGCUAUCUGAAACCCACAUGUUUCUUUUAAUUAAUAGCUGGGCACAUUUUCCCCAUCAAGUAUUUAUCAAAAUUAUGAUUAGACUUGGGAAUUUAUAACUUUACUCCCUGCUUUAUUUUCAUUAUAUAAAGUACUUCCACUCAAACAGCCUCAUUGAGAACUGUGGGUACGUUAUCCCUUUCAACUAAGUGUACUUUAAGUUGAGAGGAAUCCCUUACGACAGGGUUUGUCAAUUUUAGUUUGCAGGGGUUACCCUUUGCAGCAUGAACAGAGAGACCCCGAGCUGUUAAUGAGGACAACGUGAUUGGUAAAGGAUGUGGCUUUUGGAAAUAGCCAUGGCCAACCUUGUGAGAUCAUUGUGACUCUCAGCUGCCCUGUGCUCAGGUUUUGGGUUAAUGGGCCUCCCAGAAAUCUUGGUUCACUCUCUGGGGUUAUUAGGAUUGCAUUUCCCAACAUCUACCCCAUUCUAGUUAUUUCUUCAGUCAGUGAAAUAUCCAUGGAUAGCUUGUUGAAUCUAGGAUCACUUUUUGCUUCUUGCCCCAGUUCCCACCUCUCCAUCUCAUCUGGAGUUGGUCAUCACUCAGAUGUCAUGGCACUUGGCUUCCAGAAAGUCACAAUUCCACUUUCAUGAGCCGUAGAAACGGUUUAGCAUCCUCUUCCAAGCAGUGCUGCCCCACCUACCAAUUAGAAACGCCUGAGGAAAAAAUGGUAGGUUCCUGGAGCCAUGAUGAGCCUGGACAGUGGACAUGCUAACUUGACAAUCAAAGGAAAGUCCAGUCCUGUGUACUCCCACAUUUCAGAUCCAUAUUUCUUCAGUGCUCUUGGCGUUUUGAUUUGCCUUCUUUGGUUGACUCCCCCUCCCCAUUUAACCCUUUGACCAUUUUGCUUUGAUUAGGACAAGUGCCACUCAGCUUUCUGUUCAGUAUUCCUGUUGUGGCUAUUCUAAAAUUGAUAUCUGUUUGCUGCUGCUGUUGCGCUGGAGUCUGCAGAAUCUGAAAAUAAUGUUGAUACUUUCUGCAAUCUGUUGGUGCCUGUGGAAUAGUUUGUUUAACAAUUCCUCGGAUUCCAGUGUUGGUACCUGUUACGUGCUUAUUCUGUGAUAGAAUAACCUGAACGCCAAUGUUAAUCUUGGGUACUUUGCUAAUGGACAAAGAAGCUGCUGAAAUGUGAAACAUCUUGCAUUGU
Stegostoma tigrinum is the source of this 3203-nucleotide messenger RNA. RefSeq names its product E3 ubiquitin/ISG15 ligase TRIM25-like. Gene Ontology annotation, molecular function: protein binding; zinc ion binding. Bases 358 to 1944 code for a protein of 528 amino acids. Lineage: Eukaryota; Metazoa; Chordata; Chondrichthyes; Orectolobiformes; Stegostomatidae. The record is from RefSeq and is a predicted model, not a curated record. The transcript is spliced from 6 exons.